This is a messenger RNA of Monoraphidium neglectum, 309 nucleotides long. Its product is annotated as T-complex protein 1 subunit alpha. Bases 1 to 309 code for a protein of 102 amino acids. NCBI's taxonomy places the organism in Eukaryota, Viridiplantae, Chlorophyta, Chlorophyceae, Sphaeropleales, Selenastraceae. Gene Ontology annotation, cellular component: chaperonin-containing T-complex. Gene Ontology annotation, molecular function: ATP binding; ATP-dependent protein folding chaperone. The transcript has 4 exons. The record is from RefSeq and is a predicted model, not a curated record. Gene Ontology annotation, biological process: protein folding.
AUGCAUGCCCUGCUGGUGCUGCCCAAGACGCUGGCCGUCAACGCGGCAAAGGACGCCACUGAGCUGGUGGCCAAGCUCAGGGCCUUCCACCACUCAGCACAGACCGACCCCUCCAAGGCCGGCCUGGCUGAGUACGGGCUGGACCUGGUGGAGGGCCGGGUGCGCAACAAUGUGGAGGCCGGGGUGCUGGAGCCCGCGCUCAGCAAGACCAAGAUGAUCCAGUUUGCCACGGAGGCGGCCAUCACGAUCCUGCGGAUAGACGACCUCAUCCGGUUGGAACCGCAGCAGGACGGCGGCGACGACGAGUGA